Messenger RNA from Salarias fasciatus (jewelled blenny), 1851 nucleotides. RefSeq names its product actin related protein 2/3 complex, subunit 1B (gene arpc1b). The transcript has 10 exons. Gene Ontology annotation, cellular component: actin cytoskeleton; Arp2/3 protein complex. Gene Ontology annotation, molecular function: actin filament binding. Lineage: Eukaryota; Metazoa; Chordata; Actinopteri; Blenniiformes; Blenniidae. Bases 315 to 1457 code for a protein of 380 amino acids. The record is from RefSeq and is a predicted model, not a curated record. Gene Ontology annotation, biological process: Arp2/3 complex-mediated actin nucleation.
GUACGCUUCACUGUGCCCUCCUCCACUUCCCCCUCUGACCUCUCCUCCCUCUCGUGAGCUCGGCUGCUCCCUUCCCGAGCUCACUCUGUCGUUGGCGUUCGCGUUGACUGGCCAGAGUCCGCGAGCUGAGCGCCCUCUUCCUUCAUUUCAUCUGCCUCUCUCUUCCCUUCACCCCCCCUUCCUCUCCCAUUUCUGCAGCUCUCUGCAGCCAUUCACCCAUUCAUCUCUGCCCUGCCCCCGGGGAUUUGACUGCUGCCCACUGGCCCCUGGUUCCUCUCCUCACUUCCUGAUCCGUCUCUGACAUCUGAUUGGCUAUGGCGUACCACAGCUUCUUGCUGGAACCAAUUAGCUGCCACGCCUGGAACAAAGAUUGGACCCAGAUCGCCCUGUGCCCCAACAACCACGAGGUCCACAUCUACAAGAAAGACGGGACCAAGUGGACCAAGAUCCAUGAGCUGAAGGAGCACAACGGGCAGGUGACAGGCAUCGACUGGGCUCCAGACAGUAACCGUAUCGUUACCUGUGGAGCCGAUCGUAAUGCCUACGUGUGGACCCUGAAAGAAGGAGCGUGGAAACCCACCCUGGUCAUCCUCAGGAUCAACCGCGCCGCCCGCUGCGUGAAAUGGUCCCCCAAAGAGAACAAGUUCGCCGUGGGCAGCGGCUCGCGUCUCAUCUCCAUCUGCUACUUUGAGCAGGAGAACGACUGGUGGGUGUGUAAACACAUCAAGAAGCCCAUUCGCUCCACCAUCCUGAGUCUGGACUGGCAUCCCAACAACGUGCUGCUGGCUGCCGGCUCCUGUGACUUCAAAUGCAGGGUGUUUUCAGCCUACAUAAAGGAGGUGGAGGAGAAGCCCGGCCCGACUCCCUGGGGCAGCAAGAUGCCAUUUGGAGAGGUGCUGUUCGAGUCCGGAGGCUCUGGAUCCUCGCCUCAGACUUCCGGAGGAGGCGGCGGUUGGGUGCACAGUGUGUGUUUCUCACACUCUGGUAACCGCCUGGCCUGGACCUCCCACGACUCCACCGUGUCUGUGGCGGAGGGCGGAAAGACCAGCACAGUGAACAGUCUGAGCUCGGAGACUCUUCCUCUGCUGUGUGUCACCUUCAUCACUGAGAACAGCUUAGUAGCAGCCGGCCACGACUGUUACCCGGUGUUGUUUGUCUACGACGGGACCAAAGGCAGCUUGGUUUUCGGAGGCAAGCUGGACGUUCCCAAGCAGGCGUCGCAGAAGGGCAUCAGUGCCAGGGAGCGCUUUCAGAACCUGGACCGCCGCGCCUCGGAGACGCAGAGCAACGACAAGGACCUGAACACCCUGCACAAGAACAGCAUCAGCCAAAUCUCAGUGCUGAAUGGAGGAAGAAACCAGUGCGCUAGGUUCUGCACCACUGGUAUGGAUGGAGGAAUGGGCAUCUGGGAUGUCAAGACUCUGGAAUCUGCCAUGAAGAACUUGAAGAUUGUCUGAACUGAAGUUUACAUAUCUCGGACCAAAGUGCCGUAGCUUCUGGAAAUAUGAAGAAAAACUGCCGCCUUAUUACACAAAGCUUCUCUUAUGUUAAUCAGAUGCUGUUUUUAUAUACCAGUUAACCAGUGGGACCUCAGGUCUUACAGUUUGUGUAAUCCCUCCAAAGCUCUGUGCAGAGCUUGUUAAACUGCAGGCAGCAUGCAGAGCCACUGACCUCAGGUCUGCUAAUGGUACUUAGUGAGUUAGAUUAGUACAGUCACCAAGAGCUCAGACUGAGCUGAACGCUUAAAGCGGGCAUCUUAUGAUAAUCUGAAUGAAAGUCUACAGUAUUGUUAAGGGCUUAUGCUGGUCAUAAUACGCAUUUAAUAAAUAAUUGCUGUUACUGUACUCAACA